AUGUCAAAAUCUAGUGCGUGUCUUGUCUACCUGAUGUACUUAUGUCUCUUGGCUGCAGCCCACACUUUCGAUUUGCAAAAAUUUUGUUUAAAAAGAUGCGCUAUCGGUCAGGGAGGUAACCUGUGUCGUUGUACCGCGCACCAUUUCGCCGGGAAAAGGUCUGACACACAUGCAGCGGCUGAAGCGGCCGCCGCUGCCGCCGCUGCUGCAAACCUGGACGUCGAAGGGCAGUCAAGACGAUCUCGCAUGGGGAACAACAAUAACAACGAAGAAGAUAAGGUGCGCAUCUCCGGGGCUGAGGCUGGACCCGAAGAUUUUCAGGUCUUGUCGAUGAACGAUGACCCGCUGAGUAAUAGCCAGGUGCUCUACCCUUUGAUGGGUAUCGUACCUGCUGGUUCGCGCCGGGCAAGUUUGAUGGGGCGGCUGCCGGCCGAUGAGGAGAAUAUGGAACUUUUGCAAGGGGAAUCGGGCCGAACUGAUAGCAGCAGCAGUGAUAAAGACAACAGUCGUAGCUCACUAAAUAUCCUGGCCAAACGGUAUCGACGCUACAAUCAACAAUUGGCAGGUGGAGUACCCCCAUCCUACAAGCGAAUAAGGGCAGCCAGCUCCCCUGACAAUACAGCCCAGCUAAAGGAUGCCCUUGAGAAAGCCCUCGAUAACAAGUAA
Messenger RNA from Acanthosepion pharaonis, 666 nucleotides. The record is from the annotation of a GenBank genome assembly. NCBI's taxonomy places the organism in Eukaryota, Metazoa, Mollusca, Cephalopoda, Sepiida, Sepiidae.